CGUGAACAAAGGUGAGCGGAACCUUUGACCAGGAUGUCCAAAAAUUACAGAGCAGUAGGCAGAAAAGUGGGAAAUAACUCCUCUGGUGUAGCAGCCCUGAUGUUCAUGAGACAAAUUUGAGACAAAUUCCAUCAGCCAUGAUGGACAUAAAAGCCUAUUCCUGCUGCACUGGUAACUUACAUGUUGGUUCAGCUGCUAAAUGGACAUUAGGAAAGAGACAGUUGUUCUAAAACAAGAAGACAGAGCUCCGGGGCUGUUGUAAAAUCUUUGUGGAAUAUUGAGUGUGUCUCAGUUUACAGACAGUUUGUUUUUAUUACUGAUAUUGAUCUGUAAAAGCUGUCAGCCCCUGUGCACACAGACAUAGAUCACUGAAUGAAUUGUCUUGAUGAAGUCCAGGGAUACAAAUGUCUGCGUUAGAGAUGUAAAAUGCCCCAAAUUGAGCAUAGUGGCACAAAUUUACCCAAAAUGGACCCAACAGAAAUUAAUCACACAGAAUCAACCACAGAGAGAUCAACUACAAGAACAAUCUAUAAACUCAGUUAGAGAAUAAAUGUAAUCUUUGAUAUGAAAGUGGAUCAAAGGGUCUCCAAAAGAAAUGAAAUUAUAGUUUAUUAAGCUUGCCAAAGAAGAUAGAUAAAUGACCUUAAAGUUUUUAAACAUGCCACAAUAAAAGUGGUCUAAAAUGAGACCCCAUAUUCAACUGAUGGAAGCAAGCUAAAAAAACAUAUACAAGAAACCCAAAGUUAGGAUGUCAACAGCAGAGUGACAAAGAAGAAAAAUGAACAUAAAGUAAUGAAAUAUGGUCCCACAUAUCAGCAAAAUGAUGACUAAAAACAAGAAAUUGAGUCGGCAUAAAUGUUCAAUCUGAGACAGAGGAAUGUAAACUGUUUCCAGAAUAUUUAUAUUUUACAUUUUAUUUUCUUAAGAUCAACCCUUUUUCAAUCUGCAGUAAUAAAACCACACAAUAAAUGAACGAAUGAGGUUUUUAUUUUGGUAGUUUAUGGGAGUAAAAAUAUUAAACAGUCAAUUAUACUGUUACUAAGAUAAAACGACAGAAAAAGGAAGCGGCUAGAGCCAAAGCUAAUCAGUUCCUUACCUGCAGCAAUUCACAAAAAAAUUUGCCAAACAGAGAAAAGGAAACAAAUGACUUCAUCCACAAUACAUGAUUUUUUUUAAGACUGUACAUGUUGAUAUUCUGUCUGUCUUGAAAAUAAAUGACCUUGUCACUGAGCGCUGGUCCAGUUCUGUGAACUCCAACCAGAGGAAACUUUUCCUCCUUCUCCUACCCUACUCCCCAGAGAUCAGGGUCACUCUCACUCUCUCUCUCUAGAUACCUAUUAAUAUGGAUAUAAAUCUGCUGUGGCACAUAAAAUAGACAAUAAAAUAUUUGCUGAUUCAUUAUUGGAGCUACAUGAAGGACUUUCAAAGUAUUGCUUUGGACUUGAACUGACCAUCCUGUGCCAGAGCUUUACAGUGUAUUGUGUGGUGUGAGCUUUAAAAAUUAGGAAUUUGGACAAGUGAGGGGCAAAGGAAGAAGUGCUGCACAAAACAACUACCUCAAGCAAGUGAACAAUAUCUGUUUAGGUAACAAGUAGAAUGCAGCAAAGUUCUUUUCGUUUCAAAUAUAUUGUCAAACUGUGUUAUAUUUGAUGUUUUUCGUAAAAGAAAUAAAAAUACAUUCUUGGUACAGGGUUAUAGUAACAAAGUGCCUAAUGGCACAACACGGGUUCAACAUUUGAGGUUAGGAGCAUUUUUAUGUCAGAAUAAUGUAUAGGUCAGAAUAAAAUGGCUUAAACAAACAACCACUAACAACAAAACAUUACUCUGAAAUUGGUCAGAAAAACAUUGAGAGACCUUUAGAAAACCUGAAUAAACAGAUAAUACUAAGAAAGUAACUGAAGAAUGAUUUCUGCACCACACUGUUGCUGUCUUUCUCUGGCUGAAUUUAUGUUUUCUUUUUCUCUCAUGCUCUUAAAUUUAUACGGGACCCUAUUUGAGCGGAUUGUGUUUGGUUUAUUUGAUUCUGUGAGUGUGAUUACAUGCCUGAGCAGCAGAGAGUGGACCAUUUAUAGGCCUGGUGUUGUUAUGGCAGGACAGAUUAACACCUUCUGUAUGACAGUAAGGACUUUACAGUAGCUUACCUUAUUGGGUUGGAAGACCUGGACAACUGCUUGAGACAUGAAUGUUGGGAAACACUCAGCCUCACACAUGAAAACCAGAGGGGAUGAGACCAAAGAAUGUCCCACAAAACACAUGAGCCAGGAAGUCAAGUAAUUAUGUGGAGAAAAUUUUAUUUUUAGGUGGAGAAAAAAAAUAUAGUCUGGUAACCAAUCAAUAAGCAUCUGGAAAAGAAGACAAAAAAGUACAACCACAAAUAUCUGUAUUUUAUUUGCAUUUCAUUAAAUAGGGCAAACAGUAAAUUGCAAGUAGUGCAACCAAUCUUUUUUACAAAUAAAAAAAAGUGUGGUAAGGUUCAGUAUGCAUAUGUAUGCAGCCCUCUAUACUCUGAUACCCCUAAAUUAAGCCUAUUGCCAAAGGAUGACCUUCAAAAGUCUCCCAAUUAUUAAACAGAGUCCAUACAUGUGUAAUUGAAUCUCAGUACAAAUGCAGCUGCUCUGUGAAGGCCUUCGAUAUUUGUAAGAGAACAGUGAUGAACAAUGUCACGAAGACUGAGGAACACGGCAGGCAGGUAACAGAUAAAGAUGCAAAGAAGUAUAAACCAGUGUUAGGUUAAAAAAGCAAUACCCCAUGCUUAGAACAUCUAACAGAGCACUGUUUAAUCUAUCAUGUGGGAAUACAAAGAAAAUGACACCACUUACAACUACCAAGACAUGAUAGUCCACCUAAACUGACAGGCUGGGUAAAGAGAGCAGUAAUCAUAGAAGCAGUUAAGAGGUGCAUGGUAUCUCUGGAGCUCCAGAGAUCCACAGCUCAGGUUUGGAGAAUCUGUCAACAAAUCUGGCUUUUUUUGGAAAACUGGUAGGAAGAAAGCCAUUAUCAAAAAAAGGUGCUUAGAACUUCUGUUUGCAGUUUGUCACAAGCCAUGCAGGGGACGCAGCAAAGAUGUGGAAGAAGGUGCUGAUGAGACCAAAAUGAAACGGCUUGGCCUUCAUGCAAAAUACUACAUCUGGCAGAAAACUAACAAUGUGUCACCUCGAAUACUCCUUCACUAAAGUGAAACUUGGUGGUGGCAUCAUCAUGCUGUGGGGCAAUUCUUUGCAAGCAGAAACAGGGAAGAAGGGUGGAGCUAAAUACAGAUCAAACCUGGGGGAAACCUAUACUGAGGCAGCUUCUAGCAGGAUACAAACCGAAACAUACAACCAGAGUUACAUUUGAAUGGUUCAGAUCAAAGUAUUUUCAGCAUUCAAAUGGCCUAGUCAAAUUCCACACCAAAAUACAUUUAAGAACCUGCGAUAAGGUUUGAAAUGUUAAAAAAAAAAGAACAUUUCAAUUUCUAGUUGUCCAAAGCUGAAAUACCCCAAAUGACAUCUAAAGAUGGUUUUAUAAAGUAUAAAAAUGCACACUAGAUUUUUCAGAUUUUCAGAUCAUUUAAAAUUCAGAUAAAAUACACUAAAGUAUGUGAUUGUAAUUAUAAUGUGAAGUAACAUGACAAAGGUUAAUGUGUGUGAAUACUUUUGCAAAGCCCUAAAAUAAUUGGCUAUGGUUUGAGCUUCAUAAAUGCAAUCACUUGUAUUUAUUGUCUGAAGACGUUGUCAAUUUUUUCGGGGGAGAUUUUCUUUUCUGGUCAUUCAAAUAAAAAUAAAAAACUUUUGUUAGUUUACCAUUUCUACCAGAAAUGUACAGUCUGUAUAGUAAAUAAAUCUGUUUGCUGCUGCAUCAACAUAACAUUUUUUUGAGUUGUGAAGACUCAAUAAUUGUUCUGUAUAAUGAAAUACUUGUUAUCUGCAACCCUGUGGACAGUAAUUAUUCAUGCACUAGAAUGGGUAUUAGCCCGUUAGAUUAAUUAUUUUACAAUAAAACUCCAGAGAAAUGUUUACCAAAGAGUAUGGGAAGUCUAUGAUUUCUUCACAUUGUAGUUGUAAAGUCUUUUUAGAUUAUAACACCGGAAUGUUCCCUGGAUUAAAGUAAUUAAUACAUACUGACUUUAUGAAAUAAGCAAAACUAUAGAAUAAAUAAGUGAAUCACAAUAACAUCAGCAUAACUCAAAAAAACACAAAAUUAAUAUCAACUUUCUUCCCCACUGAUUCUCACUUAGAUUCAGGUCUGAACUUUAACUAGGCCAUUCUACCACAUGAAUCUACAUUGAUACAAGUAUAGGUUUAUUGUCGUGCUGGAAGCCAACCCAGCCUCAAGCCUUAUGCAGCAUCUGAAAGGUUUUCUUUCUUGGUUCUCAGUUGUUAGAUAUAAGGGAAAAUUACUUUUCCACAUAGGGCCAGGUGGGUUUGGAUAGCUUUUUUCCCUUAAUCAAUGAAACCAUUAUUUGAAAAACACUUUUUAUAUUUAUUCGGGUUAUCUUUGUCUAAUACUAAAAUUUAAUUCAUGAUCUGAAACAUUUAAGUGUGGCAUGAAGCAAAUAAGGGGAAAAAUACUACAAAACAAUAAUAAAAGUCUUGAAAUUAUGUUAGGGAUUCUGUUAUUGAUGAACCACCCCACGUUUUUAAUGGGCCCCAUCUGGCCACCCCAUUGAGAACUUGGUGGCGCCUCGAAAUUACCCCUAAUACAUUUGAACUUGUUGACUUAACAGGAAACUGUUUCAAUUGGGGAUGUUACAAGGAUUUGUGCAGGGAGAACAAAGCAAACUGCAUUUCUUAUCACUUUCUUCUAUCAAAGACUGAUGCACAAGAGCAUAAACCAGUUCACCUUCAGCUACCUGCUGGCCUCACUAUACCAGUCACAGGUUAUCCUGAAAUGCCCCCUGUCUGAUCCAGCAGAUCAGACCCCCCACACGCAGAAAAAUCCGGGCCAAUCCCAUACUGAGGAAUUAAAACAAAGUGUCGCUGCACCGUCUCUCGGUGUGUCUGCUGUGUUUAUGAUCCGAGCUUGCGCACUGAGCGCGUCCAUUGUCUAGCCAGCGGCAGCGGCGGCGGCGGCGGUGAGGAGCGGAGAGGAGCGCCCGAUCUGAGCGCAGGGGAGCGGCUUCACUGUGACCCCGAUCUCCGGGGAGGGGGAUAGGAGGAGGAGGAAAAGUGUCUUCUGGUUGGAGCUCACCGGACCGGACCAGCGCACGGUGACGACGUCAUUUAUUUCCAAGACAGACCGUCUUUUAUUUUUUCUGGCUGUCAGACAGACAGCAACAGUUGUCACGAUGUCUGAGAUCAGAUGAGUGGAGAGCGGCGGAGUAAAGACUGCGGCGCUCCUGUGAUCCGGGCCGGUCGGGGUUGAUUCAGCCGUCUGAAGCAGCUGGGACAGCGCCGGGGAGCGGCGUGCAUCUGUUUAACCUUGCAGGGAUUUGGUUCGGCUCGGCAUCCACCCCUUUGGUUGUAUUUAUUAUAAUUAUAUUAAAAUAAUUUGUCUGCGGUGAGGUGAAUCUUAGCGUCAACUGGCUCAUGUUCCGCUCAGCAGGGAAACGGGCUGUUGCGUCUGCAGAGAGUCAGAGCUGACGAGUCUGCUGAGACACACCGACAGACAAGCAGGGAGACAGGCACGCAGGCCAAGAGACAGACAGGAGGGAAGGGGGGCACAGCCUGUUUGGGCUCUCUCGACCCCUUUUCGGAUCGAGCAACCCAGAACCCCCACCCACCCACCCAUUUUUCUCCAGUUUUGGAUGGGGGGAAAGCAGAGCACAGCAGGGCGGCCCCGGGGUGCUUUUCCCGGCGUCUCUUCGGAUGACAGCGCGGUGCCACCCUCGGCCCACUUUGGUCACUACCGGCCGAGCGGCACCAUGGGCCUGCGGAGCCGCUCGGUGAGCUCCGUGGCCGGCAUGGGCAUCGACCACAGCUCCUCCGUGCCCUUCGGCUUCUACACCCCCAGAGGGACGGACUCGGACCGAGCCGGGGGGGGGUCGGGGGGCACUACGGCCGCCUCCCACGGAACCGGCUACCAGGACACUGGGGGCGGCGGGCAUCACACCGACGGGGUGCUCUAUUUGGGGUCCAGGGGGUCGCUGGCUGACACCUUACCUCUGCAUAUUGCACCCCGCUGGUUCAGCGCGCAUAGCGGAUUCAAGUGUCCUGUCUGCUCCAAGUCUGUGGCACCAAAUGAGAUGGAGGUUCACUUCAUCAUGUGUCUCAGCAAACCUCGCCUUUCCUACAAUGAUGAUGUGUUGGCGAGGGAUGCUGGCGAGUGUGUGAUCUGUCUAGAGGAGCUGCAGCAGGGGGACACCAUAGCCAGACUGCCGUGCCUCUGCAUCUACCACAAAAGCUGUAUAGACUCGUGGUUUGAGAUCAAUCGGUCCUGCCCUGAACAUCCCUCUGACUGACCACCUGACCCACUCUGAGUACUCUUCAAGGACAUAUUAGGUUCCUGCCAUGGACAUCUGGACACAGACGCUACGAAAUCUGAUGAAACAAUCAAAGUGAUCAUCACAUACUCGCCGUGACAGAAUCCCUAGUCCUAUCAGACAACUGUUCCUUGUAAAAUGAACCAAAAAUAAAAGUGUGACUGUCUAACUAUCACUCAUUAAAGGGUCUCUUUUAAGCUUUUCAUUCUGAAACCUGCUAAUAAUACUGCAUACAACACAGACCCUCUCCUGCCUCCCGUUAGAUACUCCUCCUAAUCAAGCAUGGCCGUCCCCAGAGAUGCUCAGCUCUUAACGGGCCUCCCAUCUCAUCUCCGGAUCCAGGCCUGUCUGGAACUUGUGUCCAGUCCUCCCAUGGCCUUAACCGGGUGAGGAAGAGGAAGCACAGCAGGGUCGAUGGAAGAGGAAAAAGAACCACAAGAGGAUAUAGGAGAGGAAGAUGCAGAAAACUGCAAACAGACUUGUACUUUGUUCAGUGGGCCUCUAAUCUCACGCAAACAGGACUCCAGCCUGGUGGUGAUCUCUCAUAAAAGACUGCCUCACCGUGUGCUCCUCUUUCAUAGUCCCUGCCUCAGUUCUGCGUACCUUCCUCACCAGAAUAAUUACAUCAAAAAGUACAUAUAAUGCUUUUCAGAUCCAGUCUGUGCACACCUGAGCAGGAAGAGAGGAACUGGCAUGUCAGCUUGUCCUGUGCGUUCGCUUUGCUUGGUAUGCUUGGGUGUGGUGUGGUGGAGAGGAGAGGAGCGGUCUGAGCAUGCUCAGUCCAGACUGGGAGGGAAGAAGGAGCAGGAAGCAAUGUAGUUUACGCCCUUAAAGUGUGUGUGUUUGGGAUGCUCCAGUGUCAGGCUUCACCUGGAUGUGUUUGUGUGUGUGUGUGUGUGUGUGUGUGUAUGCUUGGAUUGGUGACAGCUUACUGAAGCCUUGUGUGGGUUUGUCUGAAAGGUCAUUGUAGAGGGCUGACUGAGACCGUGCUGUGUGUCUCUGUAUUGAAAUGUUUACAGUCUAGAUGUUCCCCGUGUGUGCGACUGGCAGUCCUCCCUUUACUUUGCUAAUGUUUACAGCUGCAGAAAAGCAACAUGACAUAUUGUAAAUUUCACUCUCUCAGUUUUCUCUAUCAGAUCUGCCAGAUUUUUCAUGUAAAAAAUAGUCAUUUCUUAACGAGAGACACUGGUGUGAGAGCGAGUCCAAGACCAUUUAUAUGACUGUUUGCGUGGAAGGAUUACUGAGUGGAACCAGCCAGGUACAAAAACCUAAAGGACCCAAGCAGUCACAGACAGAGGUGGUAGGAGGCUCCUGAGCCAUUUGGCAUUUGGGGGGCAAUUCAAAAAGUGAAACCCAUUUAUAAAUUGGAUUCAUUAUACACAGAAUUAUAUAUUUCAGGUGUUUCAUUUAUUUUUGAUAGUUUUGAAAUUGCUUACAGUUAAUAAACCCUUAAAUCAGUAUACCAGACAAUUCCAAUAUUACAUAAAGCCAAAAAAAGAAAGAUUUUUAAUAUAGAAAUAUUAUGUUCUGGCACACGACACAAUCAUAAAGAAGUCAUUGACUUUUCUGAAAUUAUUAAUAUAGUCAGAUCAUUCAUAGAAGAGAUACUUUGACUAAUAUUCACAAACGUUCAGACAGCGUCUUUGAGCAUAACACCUGAGGGUCAUAAAAACACUGAUAUCACAGAUUUCUUCAAGGUAUUCGGAGGAGACACCUCACUGUGUGUGAAAGGUCAAAUCGAAUCUGAUUCAUGGUCAUCACCUCAAACUGUUGUCAGCUUUUAAUUUAAUCUACUUUUAAACUUGAAACCCUGUUGUUUCUAUAUCUGAUGACAUUGUUUGAAUAGUGUUAUUUGUUAUUAAAUAACAAAGAAAGUACUAGUUUUACCUCAGUGACCUGAAAGUGAAUACAAAAGGUUGUUUGGUCGAUACAAAAAGUUCCAGGACAAAAGUGCCAAGCCAAUCUUUUCUAAAAAGGCUGGGUACAAAAUAUCCAAAUCUGUAAAAGUAUGGCAAAUGGUAAAUAGACAAAAUGACCUGUACCCUACUCUGACCAACAGAGGAGAGUAAAAAUAAAACAUAAAGGCACUUACAUACAGCAGCACUCAAAAUGAAUAAAAACAGCUGCAAAAAAGAUUCAAUAUUUACAAAACUUUAAUAUGAAUUUACAAAAAACAAAGGAUCCACUAAGCAACUAGCAUUUGGAAUAAAUGUAACAAGAAAUUCAGAUUUAAAGAUCUUCCAGCAAAAUUGUAUUUUGUCAAAAAGACAAAGAAAUUGCAAAAUUCAAAAGAAUCCAUAUUUGAUUCCAAAUGAAAUUGUGACUCUUUUGGUCCUUUUCUCUUUGGCCUGUUCAUGAGUUGGUCUGUUGUCUCGUAAUCCCUCCACGGUUGUUUAUGAAUGCGUGUUUGCAAAACAGAAGGGGCCUCUCGGUCUCUGCUACUGUCAGUCCCGCCACAUUGUGUUUCUGCUGGAAACACACCUGUCUGUCUGCAACUGGAGACAUGAAGCACUCGGACCCUCAAAAAGGACUGUGUUGUCCCGCUGUGCAGCCACUGAAUGGGGCUUAUUUAUUCAUUUGUUCCUAUUUAACAAUAUUUGUUUAAUAUUCCAAUCAUGUGAGGUGUAACUCACUCUUCAGAAUGCCAAGAGCUGAUGUGUGAAGACUACUACGAAUCAACGUACCAACAAACUGCAUUUACAAAGCUACUGUAAACAAAUGGUGGAAUAAAUUGUGCUAGAUGACAAGAGUA
Molecule: messenger RNA, 9152 nt
Organism: Girardinichthys multiradiatus
Lineage: Eukaryota; Metazoa; Chordata; Actinopteri; Cyprinodontiformes; Goodeidae
Gene: znrf1
Product: zinc and ring finger 1
Exons: 5
Coding region: 5726-6379 (217 amino acids)
Source: RefSeq, a predicted model, not a curated record